Molecule: messenger RNA, 477 nt
Organism: Medicago truncatula (barrel medic)
Lineage: Eukaryota; Viridiplantae; Streptophyta; Magnoliopsida; Fabales; Fabaceae
Product: DNA glycosylase/AP lyase ROS1
Exons: 6
Coding region: 1-477 (158 amino acids)
Biological process (GO): chromosomal 5-methylcytosine DNA demethylation pathway
Molecular function (GO): DNA demethylase activity; DNA N-glycosylase activity
Source: RefSeq, a predicted model, not a curated record
AUGACAAGAAUAAAGCCACGCCAUAUACCAGAUAUUUCAAAUUUAAAUAAAUUACUUACUACUUCAUAUGCUAAGACAUGCAUUUUUUUCCUUUAUCUAUUCAGUUAUGUCCUCACGGAUAAUCAUCCUCUCCUAACUGAGUAUCCUCCACGAGAACAUGAUGAUCCUUCCCCUUAUCUUCUGGUUAUAUGGCUACCAGAUGAAUUAGAAAGCUCGGACGAAUCAAGCAAGACUGACUUGCAUGAGGAAGAAAGUAGUCAGACUAAAACAGUUCUUGGAACACUUCUGAUACCAUGCCGAACUGCAAUGAAAGCGUGUUUCCCAUUGAAUGGAACAUACUUUCAAGUUAAUGAGGUUUUUGCUGAUUAUGCUUCAAUGAUUCAACCAAUUAAUGUUCCUCGACAAUGGAUAUGGAGUCUAGAGAAACGAAUAACAUAUUUUGGUACUGGAACAUCAACAAUAACGAGAGGUAAAUGA